GCUUCUCCUUCCCCGAACUGCCUUAUUCAAAGAACCUAGCGGGGAAAUGUUCCUGGACCAACGCCUUGCAAGCGAGGAGGACAAUCCGCGCAGGUUUUUGUAAAACAUAUUUAAAAAAUCAUGGUGCAAAAUCCUCCAACAAUCAAGCACCGGGAUCUUUUUAGUUUUGGCUUUGCAGAAGGAAAACAAAAUAGGAGCAGCUGUGAGGCUCUGCAUAGCAAGUAGCUUCUAAGAUACAUGACAGCUUCUGGAUUUCAGCCCCACUGGGAAAUAGGCAGUCUCCUGGUUUAUUACAUGGCAGGCAGUCCAUGGUCUGAUGAAAGAAUCAACUUUGGAAAGACUGGAUUGGAAUUGGUAAAUUGCUUGCAGUGAAGGCAACAAAAUUCCUGGGAAAUGCAGCUGUUGGAUAAGAUGACUUCUACGCACACUUGGAUACUGACUUUUCCAUGUAUGCUGGGAUAUUGAUUAAAUGUUGCUGGAUUUGUGGAUCUUUUGAGAAGAUCUUCUGGGUGGUUUAUGGACCCUCCUACAUUUGCGUAUUUUCCACCCAUCCCCAACUUCUUUUCGUCUUGUUGACAUGGAUUUUUAAUAGUAAAAUAUUUGCUGACUCACUCUUAGUCUUCACUUUAAGGAGCAGAUGACUGAAUAACUUUUAAUCAGUGCCUUUUAUUUUCUAAACACUUUUUACAGUUCAAAGAAAAUUGCACAUUUGCUGGUGCUUGAUCCUUCCUUCCCUUCUUCCAUUAAUACUAUUAUUAUUAUUGAAAAAGAGAACAAAUUUGCAUCUUGGGUGAGAAGCCUGAGCCUCUCCUACUGGGGGAGGCAGCAACGUUAUUUUCCCCUAGCACCUAGAAAGCAAGAAUUAAAUAUCUGUUGUGAGGGGUUAUUGGAAAGAUUUUACCCUGUCUGCUUCAACGCCCCCACCGCCACUCCCCCCUCCUCUUCCCCCUCUCCCCCACCCCACCCCACCAAGAAUGGGGCCUGUGCUCCUUAGGCGGGGAGGCUGCCUCCUACUCUGGAUGGCGCUGCUCCUGGGAUGUUGGGCUGAGCUUGGCAGUGGCUUGGAGUUCCCAGGGGCAGAGGGCCAGUGGACUCGCUUCCCCAAAUGGAAUGCCUGCUGUGAGAGCGAGAUGAGCUUUAACAUGAAGACCCGCAGUUCCAGUGGCCUGGUCCUUUACUUUGAUGAUGAGGGCUUCUGCGACUUCUUGGAGUUAAUUCUGACCCAAGGUGGGCGGCUCCAGCUAAGUUUCUCCAUCUUCUGUGCUGAACCUGCCAUUCUGCUCUCUGACAUGGCUGUCAAUGACAACCUGUGGCACACUGUGGUCAUUCGCCGCAAUUUUAAGAAUACGACACUACUAAUUGACCAGGCUGAGGCUAAAUGGGUGGAAGUGAAAUCUAAGCGGCGGGACAUGACGGUCUUCAGUGGUCUCUUUCUAGGAGGGUUACCUCCAGAGUUGCGUUCACCUACCCUAAAAGUAACACUCUCCUCAGUGAAGGAUAGGGAACCCUUCAAAGGAUGGAUAACAGAUGUAAGAGUCAAUUAUACACAGUCUUCGCCUGUGGAGAGUCAAGAAGUACGUCUGGAUGAUGAACAGAGCCACCUGUGUGCUAGAGAUGUUUGCCUCAAUGGUGGUGUAUGCUCUGUACUCAACAAUCAGGCGGUGUGUGACUGCUCCCAUACUGGUUUCCAUGGGAAGGAUUGCAGUGAAGGUCUGGCGCACUUGAUGAUGGGCGACCAAGGAAAAGAAGAAUACAUUGCAACUUUCAAAGGAUCAGAAUAUUUCUGCUACGACCUCUCACAGAAUCCUAUCCAAAGCAGCAGCGACGAAAUAACUCUGUCCUUUAAAACGCUACAGAGGAAUGGACUAAUGCUUCACACUGGGAAAUCAGCUGAUUAUGUCAACCUUGCCCUGAAAAAUGGAGCUGUCUCCUUAGUUAUUAAUUUGGGCUCAGGGGCCUUUGAAGCACUGGUGGAACCUGUGAAUGGGAAAUUUAAUGACAAUGCCUGGCAUGAUGUGAAAGUAACCAGGAAUCUGCGUCAGCACUCAGGCAUUGGACACGCUAUGGUGACUAUAUCAGUGGAUGGAAUUCUGACCACGACGGGCUACACACAAGAAGACUACACCAUGCUGGGCUCCGAUGAUUUUUUCUAUGUGGGAGGCAGUCCUAGCACAGCAGACUUACCAGGAUCACCAGUCAGUAACAACUUCAUGGGUUGUCUCAAAGAGGUUGUUUAUAAAAACAAUGAUGUAAGACUGGAAUUGUCUCGACUGGCCAAACAAGGAGAUCCUAAGAUGAAGAUCCAUGGUGUCGUGGCAUUUAAGUGUGAAAAUGUGGCAACCUUGGAUCCAAUCACUUUUGAAACACCAGAAUCCUUUAUUUCUUUGCCAAAAUGGAAUGCCAAAAAAACAGGCUCAAUAUCCUUUGACUUUCGCACUACUGAACCCAACGGGCUGAUUCUCUUCAGCCAUGGCAAACCACGACAUCAGAAAGAUGCCAAACAUCCACAAAUGGUUAAAGUUGACUUCUUCGCCAUUGAGAUGCUUGAUGGGCACCUCUACCUGCUUUUGGACAUGGGAUCUGGAACAAUUAAAAUAAAAGCUUUACAGAAGAAAGUGAAUGAUGGAGAGUGGUACCAUGUUGACUUUCAAAGAGAUGGACGAUCUGGUACUAUUUCUGUCAACACGAUGCGUACUCCGUAUACUGCGCCAGGAGAAAGUGAGAUCUUGGACCUAGAUGACGAUUUGUACCUUGGAGGUUUGCCAGAAAAUAAAGCUGGCCUUGUCUUUCCAACAGAGGUCUGGACAGCCCUUCUAAAUUAUGGCUACGUGGGCUGCAUUCGAGACUUGUUUAUUGAUGGCCAAAGCAAAGAUAUCCGUCAGAUGGCAGAAAUCCAGAGUACAUCUGGGGUGAAACCCUCAUGUUCAAGAGAAACAGCAAAGCCCUGUCUAAGCAACCCUUGCAAAAACAAUGGUGUGUGUAGAGAUGGCUGGAACAGAUAUGUCUGUGAUUGUUCUGGUACAGGUUACCUGGGCAGAUCAUGUGAACGAGAGGCAACUGUUCUAAGCUAUGAUGGAAGCAUGUUUAUGAAAAUACAGCUCCCUGUGGUGAUGCACACAGAGGCAGAAGAUGUGUCCUUACGGUUCAGGUCUCAGAGAGCGUAUGGCAUUCUGAUGGCCACAACGUCAAGGGAAUCCGCUGAUACGCUGCGUUUAGAGCUGGAUGCAGGACGAGUUAAGCUUACAGUCAACCUAGACUGUAUCAGGAUUAACUGUAAUUCCAGCAAAGGUCCAGAGACUCUUUUUGCUGGAUAUAACCUCAAUGACAAUGAAUGGCACACAGUACGUGUAGUUCGAAGAGGAAAAAGUUUAAAGUUAAUGGUAGAUGAUCAACAAGCCAUGACAGGUCAAAUGGCUGGGGAUCAUACAAGACUGGAAUUCCAUAAUAUAGAGACGGGAAUCAUAACAGAACGGCGUUACUUGUCCUCAGUCCCUUCCAACUUCAUUGGUCAUCUGCAAAGCCUCACUUUUAAUGGCAUGGCAUACAUUGACUUGUGUAAAAAUGGGGACAUUGAUUACUGUGAACUAAAUGCCCGUUUUGGCUUCCGGAACAUCAUUGCUGACCCAGUCACCUUUAAGACAAAAGCCAGCUAUGUUGCUCUUGCCACAUUGCAAGCGUAUACAUCUAUGCACCUGUUUUUCCAGUUCAAAACAACAUCAUUGGAUGGGUUAAUACUUUACAACAGUGGAGAUGGCAAUGACUUUAUCGUGGUUGAAUUAGUAAAAGGGUAUUUACACUAUGUGUUUGAUUUGGGAAAUGGUGCAAAUCUUAUCAAGGGCAGUUCCAAUAAACCUCUGAAUGACAACCAGUGGCACAAUGUGAUGAUAUCACGGGAUACCAAUAAUCUCCAUACAGUAAAAAUUGACACAAAAAUCACAACGCAGAGCACAGCGGGAGCAAGAAACUUGGAUCUCAAAAGUGACCUAUAUAUUGGAGGGGUAGCAAAAGAAACUUACAAAUCCUUGCCUAAAUUAGUACAUGCAAAAGAAGGAUUCCAAGGCUGCCUUGCCUCUGUGGAUCUCAAUGGGCGUCUUCCAGACUUGAUCUCAGAUGCUCUGUUUUGCAAUGGACAGAUAGAAAGAGGAUGUGAAGGCCCCAGCACCACGUGCCAAGAAGACUCCUGUGCCAACCAAGGUGUCUGCUUGCAGCAAUGGGAUGGGUUUAGCUGUGACUGUAGCAUGACCUCUUUCAGUGGGACACUGUGCAAUGACCCGGGAACAACAUACAUAUUUAGCAAAGGUGGUGGACAGAUUACAUAUACCUGGCCUCCCAAUGAUCGGCCCAGCACACGAGCAGAUAGACUGGCCAUAGGGUUUAGCACCGUUCAGAAAGAAGCCAUCUUGGUGCGUGUGGAUAGCUCGACUGGGCUCGGUGAUUAUUUAGAGCUGCACAUCCACCAAGGGAAAAUUGGUGUUAAAUUUAAUGUUGGAACAGAUGAUAUCGCAAUUGAAGAAGUCAACGCAAUCAUUAAUGAUGGGAAAUACCAUAUAGUACGUUUUACAAGAAGUGGUGGUAAUGCCACAUUACAGGUGGACAACUGGCCAGUUAUAGAACGCUACCCAGCAGGAAACAAUGAUAACGAGCGCCUGGCGAUUGCUAGACAGCGAAUUCCAUAUCGGCUUGGUCGAGUAGUUGAUGAAUGGCUACUCGACAAAGGGCGUCAGCUCACAAUCUUCAAUAGCCAAGCAACAAUAAAAAUUGGAGGCAAGGAGCGAGGUCAUCCAUUUCAGGGUCAGCUUUCUGGACUCUACUACAACGGUUUGAAAGUCCUGAACAUGGCUGCCGAGAAUGACGCCAACAUAGUGAUAGAAGGGAAUGUGAGACUCGUUGGUGAAGUGCCUUCCUCUAUGACAACCGAGUCAACUGCCACUGCAAUGCAAUCAGAGAUGUCCACAUCCGUCAUGGAAACCACUACCACUCUGGCUACCAGCACAGCUAGAAGGGGAAAACCACCUACGAAAGAAUCAAUUGUUCAGACCACAGAUGACAUCUUGGUGGCCUCAGCUGAAUGCCCCAGUGAUGAUGAGGACAUUGAUCCCUGUGAGACGAGCUCAGGUGGGUUAGCAAGUCCUACCAAGCCAGGACGGGGAGGAUACCCAAGUUCAGAAGAGGUGGUUCGGGAAUCCAGCAGCACAACUGGCAUGGUAGUUGGGAUUGUGGCAGCGGCUGCUUUGUGCAUUCUCAUCCUCCUCUACGCUAUGUACAAGUACAGGAACCGAGACGAAGGCUCCUAUCAUGUUGAUGAGAGUCGAAACUACAUCAGUAACUCAGCACAGUCCAACGGGGCUGUGAUUAAGGAAAAGCAACCCAACAGCUCUAAAAGCUCCAACAAAAAUAAGAAAAACAAGGAUAAGGAGUACUAUGUCUGAUCCCAACAACUGGAAAGAACAAUUGUAUAGAAAUAGUCUUCAUUUUAUCUGAGACAUAAAACAAAACUUAUUUACUUUACUUUUUAUGAAGCACAUACAAAGUUUAAAAAAAUGGGGAAAGGAGAACACAGGGAAUGCAAUUAGAAAGGAAAGACUUUUUAACAAAACAAAGAGAGAAAAAAUGAAAUACGCAUUUCAUACUCUGGUUUCUCUGAAAAGGGAGUCAGUAAACCCCCUUACAUUCACAGUGUUUUCAUUUACUCUGCCAUCUUUAUGUUGCUGGAAUGUUUCUGAAGAAGAUGUUGGUACUACUGCACACUCAUAAGGCAAAGAGUAUUACUCCAAAACAUCACCCAGCAUAACACAAAUUGUGACAAACUGAAACAAAACAAGAAACCAUACACACACCCACAAUAAAGAAGCUACCUAUGAGUUUGGAUUUAGCCAAAGUGCUAGCGCUUUCCUGAGGAGUAAGUCAGUCUGAUUACCCAAAAAGACUUUGCCAUUCAACACAAGCCCUCAACAAGCAAAGGUUGAAACUGAGCUUGCCACCUGGUGCAACAAAACAAUGAUUGGAGCUUGGGUUUGAAGUAAAGUGCUGGCUUUUCUGAAAAAAACCACAUUUAAAAACAGAAGAAGAAAACAUUUUUGAAAAAAGCCCCUUUCUGGUUGUGAGGAAAAAGUAUAGCGGCCUUAUUUUCAAACAUAACAAUAAACAAAGAAACAAAGUACAUGAAAUAUAAGGCUUAUUUUCACACACCAUUACCAACAAACCUGAGGGCAUAGAUGCAAUCAUUGGAAUAAAAAAUCAUGCACGCUUAGUAUGUUAUUACCUAUGUUUAUAUUAAAAACACAUCUAUAUGUGCUUUCUGGACUGUGAUAAGUGAUGUUUUCUAGCCUGUUGUAUAGAAAAUGCAAACUAUAUCUGCUCUUCAACCAUUUUUGGUAAACUCAAUGUUCUAAGUGUUGCUAGGUAUAGAAUGUUUUAUGACAUCUGGAGCAACCAACAUUUCUGUUUACUUUUGCAGCCAUGAGAAACUGCCACAAUUUUUAUUCCCUUCAUGUCUCCCUCCCUCCCUUCCUCCCUUCCUUCCUUCCUUCCUUCCUGGGUUUGAUUUUGAUUUACAGUGUAGUAAAUAUACUAAACAGGAUGUGUAUGAAUGUAUAUAAGAGUCAGCUAAUUUUCUUCUUAACUUGUACAGCCUCUCUUCUUUUGCAGUUCAGUUUUAGUAGUUUGUAUGAAAGAAGUGGACUUAGAAAGCAAAUAUAUAUAGAUAUAAACUUCAUAAUUUUCUUCUCCAAUUGUCUAUCCUCUCCUACGAUACAUUAGCAAGAUCAAUCACUCUUACGUGAUUUCAGCUCCUCUCUAUUCCCACCCCCCAUUAAACCCAACACAGACCUGCUGAUUUAAGUGACCUUUAUACCCCAGUUCAACUUUCUGGCUGCUUGUCCAGGAAUCAAGAAAAAGGUUGAAUUCCAUGAUAUCUUUCACCUAAACCUUUAUUAUCAUUUACUUCUUAUUUAUAGUAUAGCAUUAUAGAGUUGGUUGGUAAAGAAAUUCAGAAAUCUGCCCUUUAAAGUACUCUAGCUCCUCUCACUCCUUUCCUGAGUUAGGAAAAACAGGAAUGUUCUCAAUAUAAACUGUGCAAAACAAGAACAAAAGUUGCACCUUUUGUCAAAUGAGGAAUGAUUCUCCUUUUAACCUGUUUUUAAUUACCCAACUCUUACUCUGAGCUUGAAUAGAAUUUUUUCUAAGCUAAAUGAGUACAGUGGUUUGGUAAUAGAUAUUCUCUAAGAGUCUCUACAUAGUUAUAUGUAUAAACAUUACAAGCAUUCUGGUUUAUAUACAUGCUUAUGUUACAGAUUUGCAAGUUUCAUUUUUUAACAACAGCAGCAGCAGCAGCAACAACAACGAGACUGCUUCACUGGGUUCCCAACGAUGUGUCUGUCAUUCUGUAGCAUCUCACUUAGAGAGAUACAAGUACAUUACACAGAAAUACAGUUCAGUAGAAAAUCAGCCUUAUCCUAGAAGGCCUCCUGGGAGGAGUAGAAUUGUUCACACUUUAGAGCUAAUUUUAAAUUCCUUUUUCUUGUCUGUAAUCAACAAGGCACUGUAUUUUCUUGUAUGCUGUUUGCUGCUGUUAUGGCAAAGGACUGGGAACUGGUGUUCAACAGAGCAAUACUUUAGAAAUACAGUAGAACAGUGCUAAAUGAUUUGAACAAUGUGCUUUGUGACAAGGGCUUGUGAGAGAAGAAAGGAUGAUGCAUGUGAGUAUUUGAAGGCUAUGUUGCACUCAAGAUAACCUAAAAGUUGUUUGGCCAAUUGUCCUUGUAUCUACCACCUUUUCAGUUACUUUUGCUGAGGGGAGGGCAGGAAUAGGUUCACCCUAUGUUACAACCAUGGCAGAAACCCGGCUUUGGAACUCCAAACAAGCUAUCAGUGAGGGAUGGAUAUUCAUAAUAAUCAGGAGAGAGACUUUAAGCUUUGGCAUUCACUGAUGGCAAGGUUCUUAUGUGACUUCAUACACUCACUCCAUUACCUAACUUUUUUUCCCCAAGCAAUUAACAUACUUACUUUUAAGGGGUAAGUGAUGGGGGACUUUCAAGCUGUUUUCUGAGGAUUUACUCCUGUUCUUCCUUGUUGAUUUUGUGAUUUAAUAAUGAGCAAAACAAAAGUGUUUGCAUUUAUCAAAUGUUUGCAGUAGCUAUAUUAAAAAACUCUUCUUUUUUGAAAAUGCAUAACAAAUACAUUAAUACCAUCUCUAUAAUAAUCUAAUUUGUUUGACUAAGGCUGCAAUCCUAUGCAUAAUGGGGAGGCGGGGGGAGUCAGUCCCCUUUAAGUCAUUGGGACUGCUUCUGGAUAAACAUGCCUAGGAUUCUGCUGUGAUGAGACGGCUAUGGGUUUUUUUUAUUAUUAUUACUGUAUUGUGUUGUCUUUUUUUUUUUAACAAAACACUAAAAGAAUAUGUGAAAUUAUUCAUUCCCAAGAUAUUAAAAAAGAGGUCAGAAGCCCUUAACCUUAUAGUGCUUUCUGUGAUAGAUAUUUACAAUUUUUUUUAAUUGUUGCAAGGCCAAUUUAUCCAUUAUUGGAAAUGCUAAGCAAGUGGAAUUUACCGUUUUGUUAAUAAAAUGUUUCUUAAUACAA
Messenger RNA from Candoia aspera, 8574 nucleotides. RefSeq names its product neurexin 1 (gene NRXN1). Bases 975 to 5429 code for a protein of 1484 amino acids. The record is from RefSeq and is a predicted model, not a curated record. Lineage: Eukaryota; Metazoa; Chordata; Lepidosauria; Squamata; Candoiidae. The transcript has 21 exons.